Molecule: messenger RNA, 3966 nt
Organism: Coffea arabica (coffee)
Lineage: Eukaryota; Viridiplantae; Streptophyta; Magnoliopsida; Gentianales; Rubiaceae
Molecular function (GO): RNA-DNA hybrid ribonuclease activity; nucleic acid binding
Source: RefSeq, a predicted model, not a curated record
AUGGAGGUGCUCCGUCGGUCACUGGGGUUCGAUAAGGCUUGGGGUGCAUUACAGAAUAAGGUUUGGGUUUUCUGGUUUAAUGACAUGUCUCUCAGCUUCAGGGAUUUCGCUGAACAACUAUUUCAUAUGCAUAUUGGAUUCUCGUCGGGUUGUUCGGUUCAUUUUUCAGCAGUGUAUGCUAGAUGUUCGAGGGUGGGGCGCCGUGAGUUGUGGUCGGCUAUGGAGGGAUUGUCGGGAGAGGUGUGUGGCCCGUGGUUAGUGGCAGGGGAUUUUAAUGUCAUUUCCAGUAUGCAGGAGCGCGUAGGGGGGUCCCCGGCUAAUCAAAGAAAUAUGGAAGAGUUUAAUGAGGCGAUUGGAAGUUGUGGGUUGUCGGAGGUGCCUUUUGAUGGUGUUGCGUUUACAUGGACGAAUGGUACGGUGUGGCAACGUUUGGAUAGGGCCUUGAUGAAUCGGGAGUGGGCGGAUGGGUUUGAUCUCUCGCAUGUGUCCCAUCUGGCCAGGGGCCGUUCGGACCAUGCGCCUCUAUUGAUCUGUUGCCAGAAUGGGGGUCCACCCAAACGCUCGUUUAAAUUUCUAAAUGUGUGGCGGGGUCAUCCUGGGUUUCAGGAGGUGGUUCAGCGUGAAUGGGGGAAGACAGUGGAAGGCGAGGGGAUGGCAAAGUUCUAUAAUAAAUUGAGAAUGGUGAAGGCUGGUCUACGGGUCUGGAAUGCUCAGGUGUAUGGAAAUAUUUUCUCCAAGGUCAAGGAGGCUGAGGUCCUUAUGAAACAGCGUGAGGGGGAGUUUGAUAUGAGCCGCGAUCCAGCAGCCAGGGCUUCACUGGAGGAGGCGAAGGCGGUGUAUGCGCGGGAAUCGGCAGCGGAAUGUCAGUAUUGGAGACAGAAGGCGGGUGUCAAGUGGUUACAGGUGGGGGAUGCCAAUUCGGCAUAUUUCCACUCGCGGUUUCGGCAGCGUCGGAACUGCAAUUUUGUGUCAUGUAUUAAGAAUGCAGCAGGGAUAUGGUUGGAGGAUAUACAGGCUAUUCGGGGUUCAGCUGUGGAUUUCGUCUCCUCGUUGUUUGCUUCUGAGCAACAUGGGUGGCAGCCGCCAUCGGUUCCCUUCACGGUUCCCCAAUUGUCGGCAGAGGAUAAUGGGUUGCUUGCGGGACUCCCUGAGAUGGAAGAGGUGCGAGAGGUGAUUUUUGGAAUGGAGGCGGAUAGUGCUCCGGGGCCGGAUGGUUUUGGGGCAGGUUUUUAUCAAGGGUGUUGGUCGAUUAUUAAGUUGGAUUUGCUGGAGGCGGUGAAGGCCUUUUUUCAGGGUAUGUGUUUGCCUAGGAGUUUUACUAGUACUUCUAUUGUUCUUCUGCCUAAGGUGGCGGGCGCAUCGUGCUGGAAAGACUUUAGACCAAUAAGUUUGUGCAACACUUGUUCCAAAAUUAUUUCAAAGGUGGUUGCUCGUCGGUUGGGGAGGGUGCUCCCGUCGUUAGUCUCCCCGUGGCAGACAGGUUUCGUCCCUGGUCGAGGGAUAACGGAUAACAUUCUGCUCACACAGGAGUUAGUGAUGGAUUUAGACAGGCGCUUGCGGCAUCCGAACAUCAUGCUCAAGUUGGAUAUGGAGAAGGCGUAUGACAGAGUGGAGUGGCCAUUUCUGUUGUUUAUGUUGAGGCAAUUUGGGUUUCAGGAGCGGGUGGUGGAUAUUUUCUUUAGGUUAGUUUCUAACAAUUGGUUUUCGGUUUUGGUAAAUGGAGAGGCUGCGGGUUUUUUCAAGUCGUCACGGGGUGUUCGGCAAGGGGACCCAGUUUCACCGGGUCUGUUUGUGUUAGUGACCGAAUUCUUGGGCCGUGGCUUGCACCACUUGUUGCUUAGUAGGCCGGGAAGGCUUUUUGUGUUGGCGGGGUCUCAGGUGCCUUAUCUCGCCUUCGCGGAUGAUAUGCUUAUCUAUACAAGGUCUUCUGAGGACUGCCUGAAUGCAGUAAAGGGGUUUUUGGAGGGGUACCAACAGGCUUCAGGCCAGAGGGUGAAUGUCAAUAAGAGUGCUUUCUUCUUGGCGUCGGGAGCGACUGAGGCGCAGGAACAGAUGGUAAGUAGGGUCUUGGGGUUUCAUCGGGCUCGGUUCCCUUUUACAUAUUUGGGUGCCCCUAUUUAUAAAGGGCGGUGUCUCAGUUUGUUGUUCGACGGUAUUGAGGCAAAAAUGCGGGGCCAUCUUGGACACUGGAGUACUAAAUUGCUUUCGUUUGGAGGGAAGAUGGUUUUAAUUCGCCAUGUUCUAGCGUCGUUGCCUAUGUAUUUGCUUCAGGUGCUGAAUCCUCCUAAGGCGGUUUUCAUCCGUUUGGGUAAUAUUUGUAAUUCCUUUUUGUGGGAUCAAAGGGGGGAGAAGCGUAUGCAUUGGGCCUCAUGGGAGAGACUGUGUUUUCCUUCAGAGGAAGGGGAUCUGGGGUUUAGAUCGUUUAGGGACAUGUCUCGGGCUUUUGCGGCUAAGCUAUGGUGGCGAUUCCGGAGUGGUGACUCCAUUUGGGCAGAAUUCAUGCAUGCAAAGUACAGUUCGGGUUGUCAUCCGUUGGAGGCCUCGUCUGUGCGGCCUUCAAGGACUUGGCGCCGCCUUGAGGCGAUCAGGGUGGUGGUGGAGCCGAAGAUUAGGUGGUGUAUAGGGGAAGGCCUGGUGGACUUCUGGAAGGAUCGGUGGGCUUUAGAUAAUCCGUUGGAAGAGGUAGUGGUGGGUGCGGAGCAUCCGCAUUUUCUUGUGUCUGAAUUUUUAACCAGGGAUGGUUGGGAUGAGGCUCGUCUUGCUCAGUGGGUGCCGGAUUCGGUUAUCCGUGUGAUAAGGGACAUCCCAUUUGAGGUUUCUCAGAAGGAUAGAUUGGUUUGGGUGCCUUCUUCAUCGGGUCUUUUUUCAGUAAACUCGGCGUGGGAGUUUCUUCGGCAACGGAGGUGUCCAUCCUUGGUUGACUCUCUCCUUGGGCAGCCAGCUUUGCCAGCAAAAAUGGUGUUUUUAGCGUGGCGCUUGGUAAGGAAGUUCGUCCCUUUGGAUGUGGUGUUGAAGUCGCGAGGGGUGAUGAUUCCUUCCCGGUGUGGGUGUUGUUAUGGGGAGGAGGAGGAUCUCUUGCAUGUGUUUGUGACUGGGCCGAUUGCUUCCCAAGUUUGGACGAGGGUGUCGCGUAGGUUUGGGUUUCAGAUGAGAAAUUGCUCGACCAUGGCUUCGGUUUUCAUUGCUUGGUUCCUAUCUUCCGAUACAUCGUCCAUGAAUCAUAUUCGGGUGAUAUUGCCAAUUGUGGUGUGUUGGUUUCUUUGGAGGGCUAGGAACCAGGAGCGCUUUCAGGGGGGCCGGUGGGAGGUUAACAGGAUAAUUUGGGAUGUGGAGAAUUUUAUAGAACUGUUGGGGAGGGCAAAUAAGCUUAGGGGGUUUCAUUUCAAGGGGGAUGAGGAUUGUGAGUGGCGGCGGUUGGUCAGCUGUCCUGCCAGGCGAAGUUCCCCUCGGGCGAUUGCCUGGGAAAAGCCUCCCUGUGGAGAGUUUAAAUUGAAUACAGAUGCUGGUGUGGUUAACGGGAGGGCCAUGGGUGGUGGGCUAGUGCGCAACUAUCAGGGGAAAUUGAUUUUUGCCUUUUAUAAGGAGUUCGGGGAGCACGGGGUGCUUGAGGCAGAGUGCUUGGCGCUGCUGGAGGGGUUGCAAUUGUGUCGUCAAAGGGGGCUGGCUCCUUCGUUGGUUGAGGUUGACUCCAAGGUUUUGGUUCAUUUAGUGGUAUCUGGGGCGGUUGCGAAGUGGCCACUAUGUAACUCUCUAAGGAAGGUGAGACGUUUUUUGGAGGGUUUUCCGGCUACCAUCUCCCAUGUUUUCCGGGAGGCCAACGUUCCCGCUGAUAAGCUUGCAGCGGUUGGGUUAACUGGUUCUCAUGUGUUUGAGGAGGGUUCACAUUUGCCGGCAAUUGUUCGGGCGGCCAUAGUUCUGGAUUCCCGGGGAGUGCCAGGGGUGCGGUGGUCAUCUGAGGAUGGGUAG